Molecule: messenger RNA, 2508 nt
Organism: Spizellomyces punctatus DAOM BR117
Lineage: Eukaryota; Fungi; Chytridiomycota; Chytridiomycetes; Spizellomycetales; Spizellomycetaceae
Exons: 7
Coding region: 1015-2508 (497 amino acids)
Source: RefSeq, a predicted model, not a curated record
UGGAUCGCAGCCCUCAUUUCUACAGUGGAUGAGAUGUCUCGGCCGAAUGAGAUACCAAUUCGAGGUAAGUGGGAACCAAAAGAGUUCCACUAGAACGCUUGUUCGUUGUAGGUUCUUUGGACGGUCAAUGUUGGCAAUCGAUCUUACGGCCUGCCAGGAGAUCGCUCGUUGGUCGGGUUUGUCUGAGGUUCUAACUCACGGAGUUCUCUCAUCGCUACUGAUUGUGUGCGGACCUUUUGUUUGGGGCUCUACCUCCCGCUUGCCGAUUUUUGCCGGCCUGCUUUUCCGAGCUCGAAAUUCACAGGACACACGCACAAGAAGAAUAUGUAUUUCCUGGCCCCCAAAGUACCUAGUGAUACCUACUCGUUUCUGGGAUUUAGCGUGAACGGAGAUCUGUUUCUCUAAUUUUGUUUGUCCAUCUGCAGUCGGAAUCUGAAUUUACUUGAUUUCCUAUUGGUGUUCCCUUCUCUCCCAUCGACUCCCGUGUUGUUGCAGGCACACGGUCACGACAAUGUUGGAGGGACAUCAAUAGAGAUAUCAAGCAAAAGAUCCUUGCGUGGAUCCAUGGAAUCCGUUAAUCCAUCGAAUUCAGUACUGUAUUGCGAUGGCUAGGGUAGUAAGUAUUCUUAUAGACGUUGGUAUAAAUGGGGGUUGCGAUUCCUGGUUGGGUUAUGGGGGCCUCGUCUUGGGAGGCUUUCGUUGAACCCCUUCGUUGACAGUCAAUCAUGCGGUCCCGAACUUGUGCUUGACCUUCAACCCCCUUCGUUUGCUUUAAUACACAUGUGUUCAGUUGACUCAUGCGUUAUGUGGUGAUCUUACGCUCAUGCGGGUCUCGUUCUGUCGAGAGUAUUUAGUCAGGUCACUUUUCUUUUCUCUCGUCAGGUUUUUGGAGCCUUUAUUGUCCUUUCUUGCUUUUAUUGUAACAAGCUUUGAAGCUACUUCCAUUCCAUUCGCAUCCCACAUCUCUUUUUGAUUGGCAUCCGUCUCUUCACGGCCAUCUAGUUCUUUGUGACUAUGCCUACUGAAGUCGAUUACGACUGGGCCGCGCGCCCAUUCAAGAAGCCGUCGCCCACCAUCGGCACCUCGCGCGGGCCUUCCCUCCGCCAUCCCCUUGCCAGUAAUGCGACUCGGACUCCUUCUCAGCCUGCCACUUCCCAGGCCUUGAUCCCGAGAGCUGACGACGAAGAAGAUCGCAGGCGCCAAGCAGCCAAACCUCUGCGCUUGUUUUCGGCGAUAGAAGCACUUCGCGAGGGUAAACUUCCCACGAAUGAACAGCUGAUGUCCUUGAUUGACAAGAUUCUGGAGUCCGAGAGCAUUAAUAAGCGCAAGCAUUUGUUGAGCGAAGAAGGCCAUAAGGCUUGGGAAGAUUUUGUGUCGCUAUUGCAACAUGUGAAGGAGGUGAUUGACACUAAAAAUCGAGACGAAGUUAUUCAACGAUUUGUUUGGCAUGUUCGCUUGGCUGCCAAAACCAGAGCAGAACAACAGGGUGGCGUUCUUGGUGACGAGGGCAAAAGAGCCUUCGAUGAAAUGCUCACUGUUGCACGUCUGAUCAUCACGGACAACGAGUUUCGGAAGCUCUUGUUCGAAGUUAACCUCUUUUUUCAGGAAGUAACCGGUGGCAUCAGAGGCGACCGCGGUUUGAACAAUUAUGUAGAGGAAGCCAGUGCAGAACCCGCCUUUCAAGAAAUGCCCGGGCCCUCGAACCCUACCAUCGAAAAAGGAGGAGAAUACCCGACGGUUCCUGAAGAACGUCGUGCUGAAUAUCAAGGGCAGGAAUCUGCAGCCGAGCAAGAAGAGUAUCAUGAACCACAGGGAGCAGUGGAACAGCAGCAGGGCCCCCUGGCCACACCUCUAGCCACCACUACAGAAGAAACCCAAACCCCCAAGGACACGGAGGUGGAAAGACGUGAUUCGGGUUAUCGGACGACUGCCACGGUCUCUACCCGCGCCGAAGAGCCUACGCGCACCAGCCAGAUAUCCGGCAAUGAACCGUACCGCGAUAGCGCCGCCGCAGCCCGGCAAGCUGAACCUUAUAAAGUAUCCGCAUACGUUCCUCCCGAGCGAGGCCAAGGCGUUAUCGCUGUCAGCCAGGACGGAAUGCACCCAGAGAGGCGUGAAGAAUUGGCAAGCAUGCUCCGUAGGCUCAUACUGCAAGCCCAUGAAAAACCCGAGUACCGGCAUGCAUUUGAGUAUGUGCUUUCCCUCGUGCGUAAACUUGAACGUGCUGCAGCAGAUAAGCCGGAAGAGUUUCCGGAUGCCAAUGUGUAUGCAGCUCAACGUGCAUUGAAGAUUCUCAUUGAACGCUUUGCCAAUAAUUAUCCGCUCGACGGUGUCGUCGCCUCUUUGACCAUCUUUGCCGACCGCCUGAAGACUGAUUUCGAGCUCCGGAACCUUCUCCGUGAUAUUCGCGGUUUCUUGAGGGAUUCCCUGGAAGAUUAUGAUUUUGUUGUCCAUGAGGACUACACCUAUCGUGCUGCGGAUCUCAUCCGCAGCUUUGAAAGGCGAUGA